Molecule: messenger RNA, 1584 nt
Organism: Mixia osmundae IAM 14324
Lineage: Eukaryota; Fungi; Basidiomycota; Mixiomycetes; Mixiales; Mixiaceae
Exons: 2
Coding region: 1-1584 (527 amino acids)
Cellular component (GO): cytoplasm
Molecular function (GO): 2 iron, 2 sulfur cluster binding; oxidoreductase activity, acting on NAD(P)H; flavin adenine dinucleotide binding
Source: RefSeq, a predicted model, not a curated record
AUGAAGGCCUACGAAUGGCCGACGUCGACAAAGGACAAGGAACGCAAGGUGUUGCUCGUCAAUGUCAACGGCAAGGUGUCUGCUAUCGCUCCAAAGUGCACCCACUACGGCGCUCCACUCGAGAAGGGCGUGCUCAGCGAGGGCGGCAGGAUCGUGUGUCCCUGGCACGGGGCCUGCUUCAAGUCUGCCUCGGGAGAUAUCGAAGAUGCUCCCGGUCUCGACUCGCUCGAAAGCUUCAAGGCGGAAGUCGAGGGCGACAAGAUCUUUGUGACUGCAGAUAAUGCCGCGAUAGAUCGUAAUAAUCGCAAGCCAACCUUCAAGGCUACUGGCAGUAAAAGCAGCUGUAGCAAAGGUACAGUCAUUGUUGGGGGUGGCUCUGGCGGUGCAUUCUGCGCCGAGGGACUGCGAGAAUAUGGCUAUCAGGAUCCUGUCACGCUGAUCACGAUGGACAACUACAUGCCAAUCGAUCGGACAAAGCUGUCCAAAGCGCUCAUCGAUGAUCCUUCCAAGGUCGCGCUUCGUGAUCAAGCCUUCUACGACUCGAUAAAUGUCAAUGUGAAGCUAGGUACGAAGGCUGUCUCACUUGAUCCUCGUCAGAAGUCCCUCAAGCUUGACAAUGGCUCGGAGAUCAGCUAUGAUAAGCUCGUCCUCGCAACGGGCGGUGCGGCCAAGAGGCUGCCUCUGGACGGUGUGAAUCUGAAAAACAUCUACACCCUACGAGAUAUCACUGACACAAAGGCGAUCAAUGCAAGUCUCGGCAACGACGAAAAUAUCAAGAAGAACCUGAUCAUCGUUGGUUCUAGCUUUAUUGGAAUGGAAGCCGCUGUCGCUACUGCAAAGCGUGCACAUGUUACAGUCGUAGGACAAGAAAAGACGCCCUUUGAAAAGAUUCUGGGACCUGAAGUCGGCGCCGGCAUACAACACUACCACGAGAAGCAAGGGGUCAAGUUUGCGCUCGACAAUGGCUUGUCGCAUUUCGAGCCGUCGGAGAAUGAUAAAGAAGCAGUCGGUUCUGUCGUCCUUCAAUCUGGCCAGAAGCUGCCUGCCGACCUUGUCAUCCUCGGCGUUGGCGUGGGGCCGCGAACCGAGUUGCUCAAGCCCUACGUCGAGAUCAACAAGGAUGGCAGCGUGAGCACUGACGAGUUCCUGCAAGUCAAAGGUCUCGACGACAUUUAUGCCAUCGGCGACAUUGCAAACUAUUUCGACGUCAAGCUCGGCUCGAAUCAUCGCAUUGAGCAUUGGAAUACAGCCGGAAACCAUGGUCGAGCAGUCGCCGAGACGUUGUCGGGAAACAAGCAGGCGUAUUCGAAACAAGCCAUCUUCUGGUCUGCUCAGGGUACUCAACUUCGCUAUGUGGGCACGUCAGAAGCAUCACAGUGGCAGGAUGUGCUCGUCAAGGGCGAUCCCGGGGAGCUCAAGUUUGUGGCCUACUACUUCAAGGAUGACGCCGUGGUCGCCAUCUGCACGAUGCAAAAUGAUCCCAUGGUGAGCUACGCAAGCGAGCUCCUGAGACUAGGCAAAUUCCCGAGUGCAAAGGAGAUCAAGGCGGGCAAGGAUCCGCUGGAGAUCAAGAUAAAGCUAUAA